AGUUCCCUAGAAGAUGACCGCGCUCUCAGCACUGCCAGGGAAGCUCUGAAUGCGUGGCUUGCUUGGUCUUCUCCCCGCUGGGAGCAGCCAUUCCCCGGCUGGUGGCAGCCCUCUUGGUGCCACCAGGGAAGCUUUCCUGGGUUCCUUCCCUCUGGGAGGCGCCGUUCCUUGGUUGAUGGCCACGCUCUCGGCACCGCCAGGGAAGCUCUGAACAUGCAACUUGCCUGGGCUCUUUCCCACAAGGACCUGCAGGCCGAGCAGGUGGGGAUGGGGACUGGCUGUGCCCGCCGCUGCCCAAGCGGAAAGCCCAAAGAUGGACAUCCUGGAUGCGUGUGCUGCCCUCAGCGCUUCCCCGACACCUGCCUGCCACCACCGCUACCAUGCCUUGCCUGCUUCCCCAGCUGCUCUUCUUUAAGUGAGUACUCAGCAGCUGGGAAAACCAGGAGCCGCCACUUUUGCCCUGCCAGGCACCACAGAUCUGCUCAGCUCAAGUUCAUGAAAACAACAGCGAGGCAGGUGGGCAGAGCCUUGCACCAUGAUUGCUACUGGUUCUCUGAACCAACAGCCAACAUCAUUACCAGAUCAAGAGAUCCGGUCCAAACCGGGAGCAUUUCACCCUUGAUUCUGAGACAGAAUUAUGAAGAGCCUCCUGAAUCCCCUCCACAGGCCUUUGUAGGCACUGGUUAUCCAGUUGCUCCCAAUGAGUGGUUGAAGGAGGAUUUUGCCAAGGUGCUGGAUGUCAACUUGCUUGGGCUGAUUGACAUGACACUCCACAUGCUUCCCCCAGUGAGGAGAGCCAGAGGGAGAGUGGUCAAUGUGUCCAGUUUGGCGGGAAGACUGGCAGCCUACAGAAGUGGAUAUGUCCUCUCCAAGUUUGCUGUGGAAGCCUUCUCACUCUGAGGUAAAACUCAGUAGCUAUUUUUCUUGUUCAGCAGCAAAUGAUUUCCCCUCACUACAUUCGAAGCAGCAAGACAUUUAGUCCUUCUGGCCUAUAUUUAGCGGGGACAUGUUUCAGAUAGAAAUUUGGCCUGCGGGUUCCAGUCCUGCAGCUGUAUGUUCAAGCAGCUGUAUAUGUAUAGGUAAGAGUAAGAUUUAUGGUGGCUAAUAGCACACUGAACACACAAGCACAACUCUGUGAGGCUAGUUGGAAGAAGAGAAAGAGAUUGGCCAAAGGUUACUCAACCGGCUUUGAUGUUUUAAGGGAGGACAUCGCGCUCAGAGUCUCUCUAUUUUUAGCCUGUUAUCUUAACUACUAUGCCAAAUGAACAUAUAACGGCUAAAAUGUAUACACUUUUUCAUGAAAUUUGAAAUGGUAGAAGAACAAAUGUUAAAAAGGAUUGAAAUCCAUAUUAGAUUAUACUUUAAAAGAACUUUUUAGAAAAUGAGGUAAUGUUGGCAUUUUAGAAAAAUUAUCUAAAAUAUGUCUGAAGGUACCUCAAAUCUAUAUUGCAAAUGUUGGCAACACAAAAGGUCAUUUUAUCAUAUCAAGUAGACUUGCAAGGAAGCCAGAAAAUUUUGGGUUCAAAUACACACAAAGAUACAAAAAUUUUAAAGGCCAAUAUUCAAUUGAAGUUAAAAUUGGAUAGACAAUUAGAAAAGAAUUCUGGAAGGUUGUUUUUGUAAAUGAUAAUUGCUGCAAUUUUUUAUGUGUAUAAAAAUAUACCCACAAUGGCAUUCUAGGCAGAGUACAUAUUGCUUCAACCACCUAUUUCUCCUACAAAAAUAACUUUGUGACUUAGGUUGACUGAGAUGGAGGAAAUAACCCAAGGACCAUUUGUGGUUGGAGUAGAGUAAAAGCUCAGUCUUCCUGCUCCUAGUCCAAGACCUUUCCAAGGAAGGAAAUAAAGAGGAACACACACAUGGACAAGUAGCUGGAAACAACCUUUUUUAAGUGGACACAAAACUUUAAAAAUACUUUUUUCCAUUUGUACCUAACUUUGUCAGAACAUGCUGUGGCAAUAUCUUCUUUUUCCUCUUAUGUCUUCUUCUUGUCCCCAACUUCUUACUGAGACAGCUAUAAGAUAUUCUUAGCAUACAGUGCUGAAGUGAUGUUAUUUAUUUAAAGAACUAAAAUGGUGGCCUAUCUCACAUAGCAAUCCUAAGUCAUUCCUGCAAUCAAUAAAAACAAUAGAAUAGAACCAAGCACCAAACCAACCAAACUAUUGAGUGUUUGAUUCAACCCACUUCCUAGCUCAAUGCUUGAGGAAAGAACCAGAUCUUCAUGGUCUUCCAGAAGUGUAAAAUGGUAGGAAUCCCCUGAAGUUCAGGUAAGAGUCUAUUCUGAGACGGCUACAGAAACGAAGUGAGGCCUCAUCAGAUGAGAGUGUUAAAGGGAAGGAUCCACACAAACUGACCUAGUGGGACAGGCAGAUAGUCUUGGGGAGUGAAAGCCAAAUCUGGCCCUAGGCUCUGCCUCAGUUUACCUUCCCAAUAAGCAACCGAGUCAGAAAAUCAUUUAAAAGCAGUUUAUUAGGGUACCCUGAUAAAGUGGGGUCUCUCUAUUAAAAAGGAAGAGAGAACCUCAAGCCCCAUGUUUCACUCCUUUUUUGCACAAAAAUUGGUCACAUGUAGUCAGACCAGAGGUGGGUUUCAGCAGGUUCUGACCAGUUCUGGAGAACCAGUAGCAGAAAUUUUGAGUAGUUUGGAGAACUGGUAGUAAAAAUUCUGAUUGGCCCCACCCCCAUCUGUUCUCUGCCUCCCGAGUCCCAGCUGAUCAGGAGGAAAUGGGGAUUUUGCAGUAACCUUCCCCUGGAUUGGGGAAGAAAUGGAGAUUUUACAGUAUCCUUCCCCUGCCACGCCCACCAAGCCACACCCACAGAACCGGUAGUAAAAAAAAUUGAAACCCACCACUGAGUCAGACAUGUUAUAUAUUUGCCUCCCAUAAUAUCACACGUUCAUUAAAAUGAGGCCUGAUGUCAGAAGGGGCAUAAUUGUAAGGAAAUGGGUUGUUGAGAGUUCACAAAAGAGAUAAGCCAGACCCCAAGUUGUACUAACAUUUUUUUCUUACCUGGAGCUAGUCUCCAGCUUGUUUAUCAGUUUAGAAAUGUUAAAAGCUAAUAAACCUGUAAUGUAUUUCAAUUUUAGGAGGGAAAUUUGGGCGGGAAAAUGCACGUUGCUGAUUGGCUGAUGCCUCAGCCAAAAUACUAUUUAAAGAGGGGUUUUUGCCUGUUGGCUUUUGCUGGGAUCACAAUAAACCAAAGAGCUGUUGUCACUUG
Ahaetulla prasina is the source of this 3215-nucleotide messenger RNA. RefSeq lists its product as uncharacterized. The transcript has a single exon. Lineage: Eukaryota; Metazoa; Chordata; Lepidosauria; Squamata; Colubridae. Bases 214 to 900 code for a protein of 228 amino acids. The record is from RefSeq and is a predicted model, not a curated record.